AUGUUCUCCUCAGUUUUCGUAUUUGUACUGGCUUUUGUACUUUUGGAAGCGCCACUGUUUGCUCGGGCCGGUUUAUACGUGGUAUCGCCCUCCAAGGGAUCCGUAUGCCAUGGAGGACAACCAUGCACGAUUGAAUGGCUAGAUGACGGCACAGCACCCUUGCUCUCAGCUAUUGGUGUUGCCACCGUUGGUCUUUACACUGGCAAACAGAAAAUCGUCCAAUGGAUUCAGGCCGUGGAUGUGACCACUGCUCACUCCAUCACAUUUACGCCCAACCCUGCUGCAGGACCCAAUUCCGACGCUUACUACAUCGCCAUCACAUCAACGUCUUUGAAAAAAACAAACGACAGUACAAUCCCCUACUCGGGCUGGUCUCCUUACUUCCGCCUAGACCGCAUGUCCGGAUCCUUUGACACUCCCCUCCCAUCCGCAACUGCAUCCAUCCAAAUCCCCAGCUCCCUCUUACACGCUGCGACACAGUCCGCGCAGUCAACAUCAACCGUCACCAUCGGCCACCUCUCCACCUCCCAAGCGGCGCUGAACUCGACGCCGAUCCCGUCUGCGUCGGCGUCAGCUUCGAAAAUGAUAACGUCGGUCUCCCCUGCUUCCUCUACACAUUCAUCAACCGCGUCAAGCUCUGCUGCAUCGUCGUCUUCCACAAGUACCGCUAGCACGAGCGGGGCUUCCGGACUUUCAGCAUUGACUCGCCCAUUUUUCUUGGCUGCCAUUUCCGCUAUGGUUCUAUGCACGGUCUGGUGA
Molecule: messenger RNA, 759 nt
Organism: Laccaria bicolor S238N-H82
Lineage: Eukaryota; Fungi; Basidiomycota; Agaricomycetes; Agaricales; Hydnangiaceae
Exons: 6
Coding region: 1-759 (252 amino acids)
Biological process (GO): (1->6)-beta-D-glucan biosynthetic process; cell wall biogenesis
Source: RefSeq, a predicted model, not a curated record